AUGGAUACAAAAAUCGUUACAGUGGUCAACGAACCUAUACCGGUUGAAAAUGGUUCUUCCCUAUCGGUCAAUAAUGUCGAAUCCCAAGGCUUCGACGAAAAGGCUACCAAAACAUUAAUCCGGAAGCUUGAUUGGCAUUUAAUUCCAUUUCUUUCGUUAAUCUACCUACUAUGCUUCCUCGAUCGCACAAACAUCGGCAAUGCUCGACUAGACCAUUUAGAACGAGACCUCCACCUCCACGGCUUACAAUUCAACGACUGUCUCGCGAUCCUCUUCCCCUUCUACAUCGCCGCCGAAAUCCCUAGCAACAUGAUGAUGAAACGUUUCCGACCCAGCAUCUGGCUGACAUUCAUCAUGUUCUUUUGGUCGGUCGCUAUGAUAUGUCAGGGAUUCGUGAAGAACUACUCUGGGCUUAUGGCUACAAGAGUCUUCCUGGGUGUCUUUGAGGGAGGGCUUUUUCCGGGGGUUAAUUAUUAUAUUACGUCGUGGUAUAGGCGGCAUGAGUGUGGUUUUCGUAUGGCCCUAUUCUUCUCGGCCGCUACGCUUGCGGGAGCUUUUGGUGGUAUACUUGCGAGGGGUAUUGCAGAAAUGAACGGGGUGGGUGGUAAAGCUGCGUGGGCCUGGAUCUUCAUAUUGGAAGGCUUGCUGAGUAUCUUGGUCUCCAUGGCUGCUUACUGGGCCAUUAAUGACUACCCAUCAGCUGCCAAGUUCCUCACGCAAGAAGAAAAAGUCGAAGUCGAGCGUCGUCUCGCAGACGAUCAUGGUAAUCUGUCAAACGUAUUCGAUUACAAAUACGUUUUUCAAGCUAUAAAAGACUGGAAGAUUUACAUCCACAUGCUUAUCUGUAUGGCGGGCUUUUGUCCCAUCUAUUCAUUCUCGUUAUUUCUACCAACUAUUAUCAAGAAUAUGGGGUACACAUCAAAUGAUGCUCAAUUGAUGAGCGUUCCGCCUUAUGUGGUCGCCUGCUUCUUUACCAUUAGUGCAAGUUGGUUCGCCGAUCGGAUCAAACAGCGAGGAGUAUUCUUACUGGGCUUUCAACUUAUUGCUAUUGUUGGGUUUGCGAUGCUUGCUGGAACUGCCAAGGCAAGAAUCCAGUAUGCGGGCACGGUACUUGCGGCAACUGGCAUCUAUCCUCAGAUUCCAUUAGGUCUUGCUUGGAAUGGCAACAACAUUGGUGGUAGUCUCAAGCGCGGUACUGGCAUUGCGAUGCAGGUGAUGGGCGGAAACUGCGGGGGAAUCAUUGCUUCUUAUGUCUACCUCACCCGAGAUAGCCCAAGGUUCAUUAAAGGACACUCAUUGCUCAUCGGUAUCGUUGGGAUGGCAUUUUUCUUGACCCUCUUUAUGACCACUUAUCUGCGAUUCGAAAAUGCUAGGCGCGACAAAGUUGCUAGUGAGAGAGGCGAGAAGAUCUAUACCGAGGAAGAAAUUCUGGCUCAUAUGGAGCUGGCUGAUAAUGCUCCAGGAUUCAGAUAUACCGUUUAG
Messenger RNA from Glarea lozoyensis ATCC 20868, 1482 nucleotides. RefSeq names its product MFS general substrate transporter. The record is from RefSeq and is a predicted model, not a curated record. Gene Ontology annotation, molecular function: transmembrane transporter activity. The transcript is spliced from 6 exons. Lineage: Eukaryota; Fungi; Ascomycota; Leotiomycetes; Helotiales; Helotiaceae. Gene Ontology annotation, cellular component: membrane. The coding region runs from base 1 to 1482 and encodes 493 amino acids. Gene Ontology annotation, biological process: transmembrane transport.